UAACAAGUAUAUACUAAAUUUUUAUUAGAAAAAGUUUAAUUAAUAAAAAUUUGUGUUUAAAACAGGAAGGAUAAUUCAAAAAUUUACCAUGGAGUUCUGUAUUCCGUCACAAGAGGCAGCACAAUCGUUCUUUUACGUUGAACGGCCUUCUCGUUGGGAAUUCGUUAUCAAAAACAAAUUUCUACAAACUAGAACGACGUAAACAAAUUGAUUGAAAUAUUAUAAAGAAAAAUCAUGCCACUCUCUCCUAAAUCUAAUCAAAGAAUUAUUGCUGCGCCCGAUCGAAAUAAACAGGGACAAUUGCCAAAAUAUGUCGAUUCAGAUAAACAAGUUUCGCAGUUUAAUUUAUUUGACAAUUUUACUUUUUCGACAUCUGAUUCUCAUGAAGGCGAGGCAUCAGCAGCAGCUUAUUCAACAAAUCAUUUAAAAAUGUCGAAUCAAAUUCCAAAAUAUGGACAACUGAAAAAUAAUUGGGAAGAUGAUGUUCUUCCUCGUUUUUCACAUAUGAAUCUUCAGUCUGCAACAGGAUUUUCUCAAACAAUUGAUCCAAAAGCGCCGGAUUUUAUACCACGUAAUGGAAAAUGGGUUACUCCGAUUAAUAUAUCUCAACAAUUUAUCGCAGAUAGAGGAUUUUAUCAGGCAUAUGAAAAUUAUCCAUAUUAUGUGAUUCAAUCACAAGGAUCAUAUGUUGAACCAUUGCCAAUGAGAAGUGUACCGCAAUUUCCAUCCAAUAAUAUUAAUAAUGGAAUUCCACAUCCUUCAUUUUACGUAAAUCAUUGGAAUGAAUAUUCAUCGAAUUAUCCAAAUGUGUUAAAUUGCAGAACCGAAGGAUGUAAAUCAUAUGUAAAUCCAAAUUUGCGAUGUCAAGAGACUCUUCCUGCGGUUGAAUUUCCAAAAAAGAACGUUGCACAACAAUUGGAUGAUGAUGAUGAUAAUAAUGAUGAAUUGUGCAAAGCAAAAAUAAAAAAUUUUAAAACAAAAUGUAAUUUAUUGACAAGUGCAAAACCAGUGAAACCAAUUAAAAAAAUUGGCUUUUCAAAAUUUCCACGACGAAGAAAUUUUACAUGCGAAACACAAGAUGAAAAUGAUAUUAUUUGUAUGAUGACUACGCCGACUCCAAUUCCAAAAGGUGCAAGGCCCAUUUUAUCAGCAAGAAAUAUUAUAUAAGUACAUAAAAACCAGGAUAUUUGACGUAAAUCAACGUAAUGAACAUUCUUUUUUUAUACUGUGAAACUUUAAUUGCUUGUUGUAAAAAUGAUCAUUAAUAUUUUAUAAUUAUUUAAUUGUAAUCAUAUUAGAGUAUAUUUAAAAUCAAGACUUAAAUACUCAAAAGAAAAUAUUUAUAAACAUUCAAUAUUUAUAUUGUCAGAAUUGAAAAAUGAUCGUUAAUUUGGUUUUUGUACCAUUUGAAAAAUUUCUUCUUAUUAAAAUAUUGUUUAAUUUUGUAUUUUACAUGCUAAUCAUUUAUUGUCUUAAUUUUUUACAUUACAAGUAUUGUUUGUUCAACGAACUUCGUACUUUUGUUAUUUGUAUAAGAAAAUGAAGGUGCAUGUUUGUUUCUUUCGUUCAUAAAUAAAAACAAUUGUAUUAGAAAGUAACAGUUUAUUUUAAUUGCAACACAAACUAAAAAUUAAGUAAUAAAUUAAAAAUAAAUAAUAAUUUAAAAUAA
Messenger RNA from Leptopilina boulardi, 1669 nucleotides. RefSeq lists its product as uncharacterized. The transcript has 3 exons. The record is from RefSeq and is a predicted model, not a curated record. Bases 235 to 1167 code for a protein of 310 amino acids. NCBI's taxonomy places the organism in Eukaryota, Metazoa, Arthropoda, Insecta, Hymenoptera, Figitidae.